This is a messenger RNA of Kogia breviceps (pygmy sperm whale), 2485 nucleotides long. RefSeq names its product metaxin 3 (gene MTX3). Gene Ontology annotation, cellular component: cytoplasm; SAM complex. The record is from RefSeq and is a predicted model, not a curated record. Gene Ontology annotation, biological process: mitochondrion organization. NCBI's taxonomy places the organism in Eukaryota, Metazoa, Chordata, Mammalia, Artiodactyla, Physeteridae.
AAGUACUUCCGGGAUAGCAAAGGUCGGCCCCGGCAAGAUGGCGGCGCCCUUGGAGCUCAGGUGCUGGGGAGGCGGUUGGGGGCUCCCGUCGGUGCACAGCGAGUCCCUGGUGGUGAUGGCUUACGCCAAAUUUUCUGGUGCACCCCUGAAAGUCAAUGUCAUAGAUAACACCUGGAGAGGUUCAAGAGGAGAUGUACCAGUUUUGACAACUGAAGACAGUAUUGUUUCUCAGCCGGCAAAAAUACUAAACUUUUUAAGAAAACAGAAAUAUAAUGCCGAUUAUGAACUGUCAGCAAAACAAGGGGCAGAUACACUAGCUUACAUUGCUCUCCUCGAAGAGAAGCUUCUUCCUGCAGUGCUUCACACAUUCUGGGUUGAGAGUGAAAAUUACUUUACUGUGACAAAGCCAUGGUUUGCUUCACGAAUGCCUUUUCCCUUGAGUUUGAUCCUGCCUGGAAGAAUGUCUAAGGGAGCACUGAAUAGGAUUCUCCUGACGAGGGGAGAGCCUCCCCUCUACCACCUCCGAGAUGUAGAAGCUCAGAUAUACAGAGAUGCCAAGGAGUGCCUAAAUCUUCUGUCAAACAGACUGGGAACAUCUCAGUUUUUCUUUGGAGAUACACCUUCUACUUUGGAUGCCUAUGUGUUUGGUUUUCUCGCACCUCUUUAUAAAGUACGCUUUCCUAAAGUUCAGUUACAAGAACAUUUGAAACAGCUCUCCAACCUGUGUCGGUUUUGUGAUGACAUCCUAAACAGUUAUUUUAGGCUUAGUCUUGGAGGCAUCUCUCCUGCUGGACAAGAAACGGUAGAUGCAAAUCUGCAGAAACUCACACAACUUGUAAAUAAGGAAGCCAACUUGAUUGAAAAGAUGGAUGACAAUCUUCGCCAAAGCCCUCAACUUCCUCCUCGGAAACUGCCAACACUUAAAUUGACUCCAGCAGAAGAAGAAAGUAAUUCCUCACAACGGCUAUCACCCUGACAGUCUUCAUGCUUUGUGUCCAAAGUCAUAUAAUUGUUGCAGUAAUCUCUUAUACUAAGUGUGUGAAGGCAAAAACAAAAUUCAUGAAUAGGUAUAAGGAAGACUCUAAAACAAAAGAAACUUUCUAUGACAGCAAUUUCUUUUUAGUUAGGAAGCUCGUGAUUUAGCUUGGAAACGCACUUUAAAUAACAUCAACGUAAAUGCUAAAUGAACUUGGAGAAAAAAGAAAACACGUACUGUAAAUAAAAAACCUGCCUUAACCUUGGCAGAUUUUUGCCUUUGGUUCACAUGUUGCUGGCCCAAAGCUACACUGCUGUUCUGAAUGUGCACUGUUAGUUUAUUCAAGUUAAUUUAUUAAUUUAGUAUCCUUAGACCAGUCUAAAUAUCUGAUACGUGGCUCUUUGGCUGAAGCCUUUUUUUCUUCUGUUUAGAAAUCUGAUGCCUAUUUUAGAUGUUAGGAAAAAUAUAUUAUUCUAAUAUUCUAUUUACUUCAAUAGAAAAGCCUGUAUUUAACUUUAAAAAGCAAUGAGGAAUGUGUUUUUUAAUUAUGCUCUCAUAAGUCUAAUCUUUGGGGGAGUUAGUACCAUAUAUAUAAAUAUUAAAGGUGGUUACAUAUAAUAUUUGUCUGACUAUAUGCACUUCAAUAUAACAGUAUUUGCUCAUGUGUUCAAUACAGGUUAGCAAGGGCUGUUUUAAUUUAUUGGAGCUUUAGACCUGUGUAUUCGUAGUACGUCUUUAACUCUAGUCAUCUCUUUCUUGGGUUGAUUUCAGGAGAGCUGAAUGUGUUAGCAUCGUUAUUAUGCCAGGCUGUAAAGUCUGACACUUGCCCAGUUGUUAGACACUACUCAGGAGGAGCCCACUGCCAGAGAACUAGAAGUACCUACUGUGCACCUAGUCCAGGUUCACCAUGCUUGGCUCAGACCAGUGUUCUUUCCUAAGAAACAUAUCAUGUAGUCAAAACCUUUAUGACAACUAAUUAUUUUCCAUAGAGUUAACUACAGUUGAAGGAUUCAAUGGAGUAGUCGGAAAUAGCAGAUUUUAAAGAACAUUUUCUAUUUAUUGGUUGCUGAACUGUUCAAAGAUUUGCUGUGUGGGUAAUUUUACUUAUAAUAGAAUCUUGCUUAUUUUAGUGGCUGAGGUGCUUCUGCUGUCCUAAAACUACUUCUGGGGUUUUUAAAAUAUAGGACCAUGUUUUUGAUUAGUGUCUUAAAAGAUUACUAUGGUGCUCAGCAAAUCUUGUCACAUCCUGCAGAAACCCCCAGGUUAGGAAAACAGUUUUGGACUCAAGAGACUUGUCUAAUCUGAGCUGAGUGGAACUCAGCUGUUUGACCUGCAUCCUCUCAAUUUGUUCUGUAUUUAGGUAGCUAUUUAUACAGAAGUCUUUAUGUCAUUGUAAAUAUUUUUUCUUGAAAGUUUUAAUGAGAAACAGCGUAGUCUUCAAAGUCUUUUUCAUCUGUUUGGAUGCAUAGAGAGAAAGAAACUAAUGAGUUUCCCAUUACUUCUGCAACA